Messenger RNA from Cloeon dipterum, 1197 nucleotides. RefSeq names its product mortality factor 4-like protein 1. NCBI's taxonomy places the organism in Eukaryota, Metazoa, Arthropoda, Insecta, Ephemeroptera, Baetidae. Bases 146 to 1159 code for a protein of 337 amino acids. Gene Ontology annotation, biological process: chromatin organization; regulation of DNA-templated transcription. The record is from RefSeq and is a predicted model, not a curated record. Gene Ontology annotation, cellular component: nucleus; NuA4 histone acetyltransferase complex. The transcript is spliced from 5 exons.
GCUUAUGCUCGAAACUGGCAGCGGAAAUUCGGAGUCUCCAAUUUAACGAAUACAAAUUUUUAAGUUUUCUUGAAUAACUGCAAAUUUUGUUCCAAUUUGAUGAGUUGAUGUUACUGCUUAAGCUUGGAACUAAAAACUGUAAAAAAUGGUGAAGACCAAGUUUACAGAAGGUGAAAGAGUCCUUUGUUAUCAUGGCAUUUUGUUGUAUGAGGCCAAAUGCCUCGAACAUCGAGUCAGCGACAAAGUUAUUGAAUUCAAAGUCCACUACGCUGGAUGGAAUAAAAGCUGGGAUGAAUGGGUACCUGAAGACAGAAUUCUGAAGUACAACGAGGCCAGUUUACAAAAACAGAAGGAACUGAAGAAAGAAUAUGAGCUGUCGAAAGUACCUAAGAAAAAAGGUGUGAAGAGAAAAUCUGAAGCACCGAAAGCAGAGGCUUCGACAACGAGCAGCAGCAGAGCAUCCACACCAUCAUCUGAAGCAUCAUCUGUCAAAACACCAGUGACUGCGUCUGGCAAGACACCGUUGGCGCCACCAACACCAAAGGAAACAUCAGAACCAGAAGCUAAGAUCAUGGUGUUGGAACCUGUUCAGGUCAAAGAAGACAUUGUUGAAAAGCCUGCUGCAGAGCAAAAGGAUGAAAUCCUUCUGCAAGAGCUGAUCAUUCCUGAAAACCUGAAAAAAGUUCUCGUUGAUGACUGGUACCUGAUUCAGAAGCAAGACAAACUUUACAAUCUUCCCGCAAAGGAGACAGUCCGAGAUGUGCUCGACAAUUUCAUCCAAUUCAGGGUUGUCAAGACCAAUUGCGAUAAGAGUGGUGAAAGUGCGUUGAGGGAAGUUGCUAAAGGUAUCUGCACCUACUUUGACGUCCUGCUUGGAAAACAACUAUUGUACAAAUUCGAGAGGCCACAGUAUGCAGAGAUUCUGCAAAAACACCCUUUUACAGCCAUGAGCCAAAUAUAUGGAGCCCCACAUCUCUUGAGGCUAUUCUCUUGGAAAGGAAGCUUGGUGUCUAAGUCACAGUUUGACGAAAACAGCUGUGAAUAUUUGAAUAAGCACUUCAAAACGAUCAUCAAAUAUCUUGCAGACAACAAGAAUACUUUGUUCAACACCGAUAACUACAUGACGUCCACUCCGGAAUACCAUCGCAGGGUUAUCUAAUUAAUAAAUAAUUGGUACACUACUUUGUAAAUGAUCAA